GUAAGGCCGAGCUUGGGGCCGCCGGGAGGUACGGGAGGGAGGAGAGGCAGCAGCGGCGAGUGGGGAGGCGAGCGGGCCUGUGUCGCCAGCGGCUCCCGAGCGCCCGCGGCUGCCGAGUCCCCCCGCCUCCCUGGCCGCGCAGCCUGCGGACACCAUGGCCGGCGAGACCGAGGAUCCGAAUGGCCGGGAGGCGCAGACCGUCUGCGACGCCCUGGGGCGCUACGAGGACACGUUGCGGGGCGCCGUCCGGGAGAUCCAUGUGGACAUCCAGCUGUUCAAGCAGGGGGUAGGGCGGCAGGUGGAGGAGGUGCUGCGCCUCGCCAGCCCCCUGGCACACACGGUCUCGGAGCUGCAGCAGGAGAACCGGCGCCUGCGGGCGCAGCUGGAGCGCCUAUCUCGGCAGGUGGAGGCCCUGGGCCGGUCGGCGGGGCUGCCGCAGGAGUGGGCGGACGAGGCAGUGGAGAGCCCCCAGGCCGCGGGGCCCGCCUCUCCGGCGCAGGGUUCGGCCGACGGCACGUUCGCCAGCCAUGCCAAGCCAGCGGUCCCUGGCCGAAGCCAAAGUGUGAACCUGGAUGACCACCACAAACCUGAGUUUAGAAGAGUUUUUAGUUCUUCCAUCAUUGAAAAUGGGUAUCGGUCUUCAUCAGGAAGUCAGGCAAAAGUCUGCAAUGAACUGACUUCUUUUCAGAUGUCAGACUCUUCUUCCCCUGAAGCCCAUGCCCCUGCAGUAACCCUACAGAUGCCCCACCUUCCCGUUACUGCAGUAACCAGAACAUCUGAGAAGUUUUCAGGAGAGAACAUCUGUUCAACAGGAACAACUAAUGCAUCUGCUGGCCUGCUGGGACAGAGCAAGAGCAAAAAUGCAAUGGCAGUAAAAACUUCCAACCAGCCAGAGAAUGCCACUUCUGUCACUAAGUCUGUCUCAGCUGUGAGCUAUGGGAUACAGAGUGGAACCAAAACUGGUGAAAGUGCCACUGAUGGUUAUUGUGAAGUGCCCCCUAGCUCUCACUCCUCUCCUCCCACUGUGCAUCACCCAGUUGAAAGGAGACGGGAACUAGUGCGAUCUCAGACGCUCCCACGGACUUCAGGAACUCAGGCCAGGAAAGCACUUCUUGAGAAAUUUGAACGUGAUGAUGCAAAAGGAAAAGGAGAAUCCAGAGCUAAGCUGAAGAGAUCGCUGAGUUUUGGGGUUGCCAGCGCUAGCAGCAUUAAACAAAUUCUCUUAGACUGGUGUCGCUCAAAAACCAUAGGAUACAAGCACAUUGAUCUCCAGAACUUCUCCUCAAGCUGGAAUGAUGGGAUGGCGUUCUGUGCUCUUGUGCAUUCUUUCUUUCCUGAAGCUUUUGAUUAUAAUAAGCUUGACCCAGCUAAUCGCAAGCAAAACUUUGAGCUGGCCUUCACCACGGCUGAGAAAAUGGCUCACUGUGACCGUCUGAUAGAAGUGGAUGACAUGCUGAUGAUGGGUCACAAGCCAGACCCAAUGUGUGUCUUCACCUAUGUCCAGUCUCUCUACAGCCACCUACGACAUUUUGAAUAAAACCAUCGACACCUCUCCAGCUAGAAGGGUCAAGUACAGUAUGCUAAUGGGAAGAAUGGCAUUUUGCAAAUGGAGUACAGUGGUAUUUCUUGCUUGUUACUGUCUCUUUGCUUACAUUCAACUGUGUGGCUGGCUGACUGAAGUGUUGCUGAGCAGUGCCCUGAAGUGUUGAUCACAUCAACAUGUAUGGAAAUAGGUUUGAAAAAGACAAAAGAACAUAGGCAAGGGCAAAUGCUGUCAUUUUGGUGCUAUAGUAGGUUGGAUUUUUAAUAUUUUUAUGAAUAAAGAUCACAGGAAGCUGUUUUGCUUCUCUUAUCUCUGUAAGGCUGGGAACACAGUUUUAUGCAGUGACAAGUAACUCUGUUAUGAAGGUGUUCCCUCUUAAAAUGCAGGUAAAACUCGAGAAGAUAGCACCUUCACUUCCACUUCUCUGUUGGGCAUGGUACAAAAGAAAUAGCAGAUGGACAAGGAAUAUUCUGUUUAGUAAAUAAUAACCUAGAGUACUCAACCAGUAGGGCAAUAUUGCCUCUCCUGCAACCCUGCCCCUCUACCCCAGCACACACACACACACACACACACACACACACACACAGAGAUCAAACAGGCAUUGUUUUGUUCUCUUAAAACAUAAAGAACACAAAAACUCUGGUCUGAUGCCUGUGGUGACAAAUAACUACCAAGUUGCACACCAGCGUUUGUCUGUAAUGCUCACAUCUAAAAUUAUUUGCUUAGAGACAUGUUAAAGCCUCAACUGGCGUUCUUGGAUUAAUUUCUUAAUCAUGAAGAAUGGCAACAGCUGUUCUGUGUGUGAGAUUGUGUGCUUGCAUAAUUUAUGAUUAAAAGACAGGUGGGAGCUGGCAAGGUACAAACCUCUCUGAACAGUUGUAAUAGAAAUAAGGCUGUAAUGUGCUUAGACAGGGACUCUGUAGGAAAGCAGCUCUCCAGGGUGGAUGUAAGUGAAUUCUCUACAACUCGUUUGGUCCUCAUGCUGACCCAGAGGUAGACAGACAAUACACCAAAAAAGUACAAAAGAUAUCAGUGUCUUGAAAUGCCUUGUACUACUUUCAGUUUUCAGUUAAAUUAGCAUUGAAACCACGAUACAGUUCGAUUAUUCCAGAUUUACUAGACAAAAGGAUCAUGUGUCACUCUUUCUGGCUUUCUUUUUGAUAAAGCAACAGAACCUUGUUUUCACAGUGAAUGUUAAAGUCUAAACCACUCAGAAAACAUACUUUAAAAAUGCCUUUUAAAAUUAUUUCUUCCCUAAGAACAGGCUCAUAAAAAGUAAAAACUGAAAGCCAGAAGCCCUCUGCUCAUGCUAGAGAAUGUUUUUUUAACCUGCACUUGUGCUUUUUGUAGACAUUUAUAAAGAUUACUUUGGUUCUGUAUUGAUGACCAUUUACAAUAAAAUAUGUCAAGCCCUCUUCAGAUUUAUUGCAUCUCUCUAGAAUGAAGUGACAGGUAACGAAGUCAAAUCAGUGAAAACUACACAGAGCUUUUGCUUAGAAGAUUUUAGUUCUAUUCAUGAUGUUCUAUGCUCUGAAUUUCAGUUUUAAAAAGUACAGAAGUUCAGUUGCAUUUGGAAUAUGAUUUCAGUUCAGUCUCCCUUUCUAGUCAGGUUUUCUUCAGAAACCAUGAAUGAAGCAACCAUUUUAUUAGCAGUCUCAGGAAACAACAACAAAACCACCAAAAGUGUACUGAGGCAAAGUAUAAGUUAUCUGCUCUAGGUGUGUAUCAUCAGGUUCUGUUUAUAGUGUAGUUAUGCUGUUGCUGUGACACUAUGGAAACUGUUUGAGAGACUUUUAAAUACAUAUAAUAAUAUAAAGAGCCAAAAGAUACUUAAUCAAAUUAGCAGAAUCCUUGGUACUGUUAAUCUCACAGCUUUCAUGCAAGUGGACAGAGAUAUGGUGGGCUGUUCAUAUUAGUCAUGUAACGGCCAUUGUCUUGAAUAGCCAUAAUUCUGAGGAGUAAGUGUGCGCCUGGAACUCUACCAAAUGCCCUGUAAGGAGAAACACACUGUACUUAAGGUUUGGAGAAGUUUGGAUUAAGCAUGAUGAGAAAUCUGUCCAUGGCUGCCACACACAAUACACCUAUUUACAUUCUCACAGCAGAAUACUUUUUAUUGACUAGCAGAGCCAAAUUCCAUCAUAGCUACCACAAGAGGAGCAAUACUGGCUUUAUACAUUGCAUUUUUUCACAGUCCCAAGGCAUGGAUGAUUUUACUGUACAAUAUGAGUGCUAAAGUCACAGGUAAGUGCUUGGCCAAUUUAGGCCUAGUAGCAUGUAAUUAUAUGAAGGAAGUUUUAGACAGUAAAAUUAUUGCCAAUUCACCAGGGUGAAUUUACACCCUUUCUGUAAUUUAGCUUUUUUUCACAGCUACCCAGAAGGUCUUUGUACAGGUUUUCUAAAGUCUUCCCACUUCAAAGAGGUGAUGGUAAAGAUACCUGGUACUUGCCAGCAAACUGAUUGCAGGAAACUGGAAAACUGUAAGCUGAAUUUAACUGUUGGUGUUUCAUGUGUAAGAAGAUGAAGGAGAUAGUGCUAUGACAUAAUUUUAGAAGAACUUACAGCUUUGUGCAUUAAGAGAUCUGAUUUAUAUGAAUAACCUCGACUACUUGAUUGUAUGAUUAAAUUGAAAUUAAAGUAUAUAAUGUGUGCCCCAAUGGAUUUUCAGUAUCUUUAUUAUUUAAAAAAAUGCAGAGAGCAUGUAUGUACAUAUGACAGUAAAUGUGUUUAGCAUGAGUAAUAAAGAGAACAAUAUAUUAAGUUGGCAUAGUAUAUAUUUUACACAAAUGGACUACUUCUUAGCUUUUCUAGUGUUUCUGCACUGUAUUUAAAAGUGUCUAAGGUUGUUUAUUGGCAACUUGAUUCUGCUUUUAAAGGCUAGAUUAGUUUGUUCUGUGCAGUAUUUUCAAGGUAAUGGCAGCAGAGGCAUCAUCUACUUUUUAAGAUUAUGUUUGUGUACAACUUCCCCUAGGAAGGUCCUCCUCUUUGAAAGUAUAAUAAUUGGAUGGAUGCCUUUUAUCACUUCUCCCUUUGUGUGACACUUGCAAUAAAGUGUUUAAACAUA
Molecule: messenger RNA, 4604 nt
Organism: Myiozetetes cayanensis
Lineage: Eukaryota; Metazoa; Chordata; Aves; Passeriformes; Tyrannidae
Gene: SMTNL2
Product: smoothelin like 2
Exons: 8
Coding region: 155-1537 (460 amino acids)
Biological process (GO): positive regulation of vasoconstriction; actin cytoskeleton organization
Cellular component (GO): filamentous actin; I band; microtubule organizing center
Molecular function (GO): tropomyosin binding; protein phosphatase 1 binding
Source: RefSeq, a predicted model, not a curated record